GCCAAUCACAUUAGGUGCAGUGUAUUUGAACGGUGAAAAGCGGGCUUGCCAUCAUUCGAGAGGGAAACAAAGAAGCUGGACACAUCCCGCUGCUCUCGCGCACAAAAAGCUGGAAUAUCUGACAUUUUCGACAUCGCCACACAUUGUCAAUUCAUAAGAUUUCCGUCAUGUCUCACAAACAGAUCUACUACUCUGACAAAUAUGACGAUGAAAGAUACGAGUACAGACAUGUAAUGCUGCCCAAAGACAUUGCGAAGCGUGUGCCCAAAACUCAUUUGAUGUCGGAGACCGAGUGGAGGAACCUGGGUGUCCAACAGAGCCAAGGAUGGGUGCAUUACAUGAUUCAUCAGCCAGAGCCACACAUCUUGCUGUUCCGACGCCUUCUGCCCAUCCCAAAAGCAUAAGUGAGCGAUCCUCUGGGUCCUUGGGAAGAUCAGCCCCACUUAUGUGCCACAGAUCAACGCAUCGAAAUAGGGAUCAUGCUGUCAGAUUACCAAGCUCUUGUGUGGUAGGUGACUUGUAAUUUGGGUUGAUCACGUUGGACCUGGAGAAGGACUAUCACAGUUAUGAACGGUGGUUGUGGAACGGAGCAUGCGUUGAAGGAACCAAAUCAUCACCAUUCUCUUGGGGGAAAAGACUUGCGCACGUGUUUACAGCAACACACCCUUUUUCCAGAACAAUUCAGAUCAGCUAACACUGUCUCUUUGACUGAAUCUGUCCAUCCAACUUGACGAACCUGCUUGGAUAUUUGAGCUUUUUAGAACAAUGGUUAUAAGACACGGGGGAAUGAAAAUUGUAAAAGAAAUAAAUACCUAUGAGUUAUUCUAACAUAGUGCCUUCUGGUUCAAGCUCGGGUCACAACACAAGCCAGGUAGAAAAGUUGGAUCUGAAAUUAAGUUGAACGGAAACAUCAAACUGAGGUGACGUGUUGCUGCUCCGUUUAAAUGACACUGUAAACUGCAUUUAACAAUUUUUCAUAUACAUGAAAAGCUGCAUCAAUAGUCGCCCAGAAACUAGUUUUGAUCACUUUUUCCCAUAUAAGGGCAUUUAUCAGAGGCUUACUUUAAAAACAAAAAAUUUUGAUGGGUCUGAUUUAACCAGUGAGCUGCUCAGUAUUUAUGAAUGUGUUGACAUUUCUGAAAUAAAUGUAAACUUUUAAAUCUUAUUAAUACAGACUUGUGUUUCAACACUAUUUGAGGUCUACAGCUACUUUAUAAUCACGGAGGACCACUUGACAUAAGAGAUGCAUGUGGGAAAAAAAAAAAGGUAGUUCACAUGUUUAAUGACAAAUAUUCCCCUAAAAACACACUCUCAGAAUAAAAGGAAAUCACUGAAUCAGAUGUUGGAAAGGCAACCGCAUUUAUCUUUUGCUUUAUAUUCUAUAUUGCAUUAUGGCACUUUUUUUUCCUGACAUUUCUCAUUCUGAAUAAUUGUAUCCAUCUUCCAGUAAUCAUGUGUCGAUGGUCUGUCCUGCCUUACUACCACUUACUGAGCUGCUGUACUGUCAUUUAAUGAUUUCCCCACAGAGUUCUUGGGUGAAGUUGUACUUUUUUUCUUUUUAGUUCUGACACAAUUGGUUUGUAUAACAUGCAGCUAUAGAGCUGUUUUACUUUUCAGGAUAAUGCAUUUGUUGAAACUGAAUUCAUGUAUGAAAUCCCUAUAUCUUUGGAUUUAGUGGGCACAAUGGGGUUCGUUCAAAACUCGAAUGCUCGAUUACUGCAGAUUGAUUGUAGAAUUGAUAAAGCCCCAUUUCGGCACUGUAACAUGUUGCAGCCGUGUCAAAAUGGAGAGGAAAAAAAUGUACUCGUCAUCUGUGUUUGCAAAUUGUUUUGUAUAGUCGUUGCUGGAGUAUCUGCAAAAAACCUUGGAAUCAUGAAGUGGUUGGUGCAAACAAAAUGCGACCAGAGGGCAGCAUGACAUUCUUUUGAAUACAACUUUUUACUUCUCACUGUUUCCCGUCUCUGUCAACUGUAAAAUAAAAGAAGUUAACACUUGGGGCAGUAAGAGGCGAUUCCAAUGUCCUUCCUAACGGCCUGUUUAUAAAGGCAACCAAACUAAAUCCUGUUACCUACAUGUAAGGAUGAACCCGCACCAAAGAACCUGAUGUGCACCUCCUGUGACAGGUGAAACGAACGCGUCGCACAACAUUCCAUGCAAACGUGAUGUGAACGUCAUUUUCCCCUACAAUUGUAUUUAGAUUAUAACACAUUGACUUUCAUCAUAAAUGAGGCUCACCCACACAAAUAGUGGAAAUUCAAGCAGGCUUGUUGUAAAUAUGCUUUAUAUGUGGUAUUUCACAGGAAAUAAAACUACUGGAAGUCAA
Molecule: messenger RNA, 2323 nt
Organism: Scophthalmus maximus (turbot)
Lineage: Eukaryota; Metazoa; Chordata; Actinopteri; Pleuronectiformes; Scophthalmidae
Gene: cks1b
Product: CDC28 protein kinase regulatory subunit 1B
Exons: 4
Coding region: 168-404 (78 amino acids)
Biological process (GO): regulation of mitotic cell cycle
Cellular component (GO): cyclin-dependent protein kinase holoenzyme complex; SCF ubiquitin ligase complex
Molecular function (GO): histone binding; protein kinase binding; cyclin-dependent protein serine/threonine kinase activator activity
Source: RefSeq, a predicted model, not a curated record